Molecule: messenger RNA, 699 nt
Organism: Mesorhabditis spiculigera
Lineage: Eukaryota; Metazoa; Nematoda; Chromadorea; Rhabditida; Rhabditidae
Source: the annotation of a GenBank genome assembly
AUGGACUACACUCGUCCGAUCGUCGGUUACGGAAUUUUACUCGCUUCCACGGCCGCUUUCCAAAACAUCUGCCUCGUUUGCGAGCUUGUUAAUUCGUAUUUUAUGUUUUUCACGGCUGAGGCUGUACGUGGAAUUUCUGUUCUCGUGAUAGCCUUCGUCUUUUCCUGGUUUUGCGCCCUGGAAGGCAGUGAUACGAUCCAGUACUUUAACGUUCCACCGGAAUUUAUGGCCACUUUCCAGACGUAUAUGGUAUUCCCAGCAAUGCUCGAGUACUCACAGCCUUACUACAUAUUGUAUUGGAGGAGUCCAGCUUAUCGAAAAGCUUUUCAAGAGCAAGUUCGGAUACUUACUUUCCGAUCGGCCGAGGUGCCGUCAACAAAAGUCCACGUCGUCAGCCAGCACACAAAUUCGGUAGCGGAACGCCGGAAGUUGAGUCGAGCUGUUCGCGGGAUAUCUGUGCUGGUAAUCGCUUUCGUCGUUUCGUGGUUUUGUGCGCUCUUGGGUAGUGAUACCGUACAACAUUUUGGGAUUCCGACCUCCUGGGUGCCGGUUGUGCAGACUUACAUGGUCUUCCCAGCAAUGCUCGAAUACUCACAACCGUACUACAUUCUCUAUUGGAGAAGUCAACAACACCGUGCUGUUUUUCGAGAGCAAUUAAGGAUGCUGUGGUGGGGUCAUAAAAUUUUCUGCAUGAAGGAA